CUCGUCGCCGGCGCGGUGUAAAACCCUAAAACCCCCCUCUCUCUCUCUCUCUCUCUGACUCCUGCGGCCCUGCCAUUAUCAGGCGACCGCUGAUCGUCUUCGACUGCAACUUCUUCCGCUUCUGCAGCUGCACCGCCAUUGCCGAACUGAAGUGGAAGAGGUGACGUUUCAUUCUAAAGGAGAUAAUUUUCGUUUUUGUGGGCAUCCCGAAGCUUAUUUGGGUUACCUGCCUCUGUUACAGGAAGGGCGGUGUUGGAGCAAUCGAAUUCCGGUAAACGAUGCAGCACGAUGAGGUCAUCUGGCAAGUUAUUCGCCACAAACAUUGUAGUUUUAUGGCCAAAAUUGAGACCGGGAUCUUCUGCAGAAACCCUUAUAACGUCACUGGGGUUUGUAACCGGAGCUCUUGUCCUCUCGCUAACAGCCGGUACGCCACCAUUCGUGAAGAAAAUGGUGUUUUCUACUUGUAUAUGAAAACCAUAGAAAGGGCUCACAUGCCUAAUAAGUUGUGGGAGAGAGUAAAGCUACCCAGAAAUUAUGAGAAGGCACUUGAAAUUAUUGACAAGCAUCUGAUGUACUGGCCAAAGUUGCUGGUCCAUAAAAUCAAGCAGAGAUUGACAAAAAUGACUCAAAUGCGCCUACGGAUGAGGAAGCUGGAGUUGAAGACCCGAGAGAAGAUUAUGACAGUACCCACAAAACAGAAGAGAAGAGAGGCUAGAAGAGAAGAAAAGGCUGAAAAAGCAGCAGUUUUGGAGAAGAGUAUUGAGAACGAACUGUUAGAACGUCUCAAGAAAGGAGUUUAUGGCGACAUAUACAAUUACCCUGUCAAAGAGUACAAUAAAGUGCUUGAUAUGGAUACACUCCAAGCUGCUGGUGAAGAAGAAGAGGAGGAACAGGAAUAUGAAGUAGAAUAUGUGGAGGGGUAUGAUGAACUUGAAGAAGAAGAAGAAGAAGAAGAUAUGGAAGACUUUGGUGGUUUUGCUGUUAAUAGAGUUGGUGCUGAUGUUGACAAUGUCGAUGCAGGUGAAGACGAUGAAGAAGAUGAUGAGGACAUGGAACCAGUUGAGCCGAAGAGGGGAAGAAAAGAGUCCAAGGCAGCCUUGCGAAAAGCCAAGAAAGAUGAAGACGGUGCUAAAUCCAAGAAAAGAGCCAAGGUUCUUGUCGAGGUCGAACGUGACCUCGCCGAUGAAAGACAAGUGGCGACUCAUUGAGAGCUUAGACAUUGUCGGACUCCUAUUUAGUUUUAACUUUGUAAAAGCAAAGAUUGUAGUGCGUAAAAUAUCGAACGGCUUGUGGAGUGCCGCAAGGAAAAAAUUUUGUUCAUUGAGUAAGUCGAUUAAAAUGUUCAUCUCCGACUAUAGUAUCCAA
Messenger RNA from Punica granatum (pomegranate), 1365 nucleotides. Lineage: Eukaryota; Viridiplantae; Streptophyta; Magnoliopsida; Myrtales; Lythraceae. The record is from RefSeq and is a predicted model, not a curated record.